AUGGAAAAGCUUAAUGCACUUGGUUCUGACAUCAAAGUCUUUAAAAAUAAUGUAGCGGACAAAGAAAGUAUUGAACACAUUGCGCUGGCUCUAAACUCAUGGAAAGAUCCUCGGAUUGAUGAUAUUGCCAAUAACAUGUCAAAUAUUAAAGAUACAAUCCGUAAUCUGCAAACACAAGUCAUAAAUCUGACAUCUCCACAGUCAACAGCUAUGGAUAGUACAUCAACAGCCAUAGAACCAGUCUUAUGUAGAUUAGACAAAAUCACUGAGGACAUAAAGGAAAUAAGAGACUACGGAGUAAGCCAAAGCGACUUUAAUGCAAGGAGUCUCUGGUGGGGGAGCAGAGCUGAGGACGAGAGGGGUUUACUUUUAUCGGAAAUGAUAGCUGAACUGGAUAUGAAUGUCUUAAAUCAGGGCAGUGACUCCACCUUUUACCAAUACCGAGGAGGAAAGUUACAUAGCAGCAUAGUUGACGUGACCUGUUGUACGUCGGCAAUCCUACAUAAGAUGGAAAGAUGGAGGGUGGACCCCGAUUUUGUCACACUAUCUGAUCAUCGAGCCAUACAGUUUCAAAUGAUAAUUAAUAUCGACAAACAGAACGUCGUGCUAAGGAAUUCCACUCGAUUAUUUAAUACAGCUAAGGCAAACUGGUCUCUCUUCAGAAACGACCUGAAAGAAAGAUUAGAAAAGGAGAACGUAAUAGAGGAUAAAAUAAAAACCAUACAAACACCAGAGGAGUUGGAUGAUAUCGUAGACACAUAUGUCAAACAAGUAAAAUUAGCAUGCCAGAAAUCAAUACCAACUAUAUCUAAAAAUGUCUAUAAAACUUGUACACCUUGGUGGAAUGCACAUUUAGAAACAGAACGACGUAAAGUUAUACGACUUAGAAGAAAGAUAAAGUUUGCCAAUACAAGACGUAAACCGCACGUUAUUCAGGAUUUCGUGGAGGCAAAAGAAAAGUAUGUUAACAAUAUAAUGUCAGCAAUAACCACUAGUUGGAAAGAACUGUGCACUAAACAAGAAAAAGAAACUGUAUGGCAAAGUAUAUACAGAAUAAUUAAAAGGUGUAGUGUAACUAAUGAAGACAAACUGCUGAAAUUAGGCGAUGAAAUUCUCACCGCAAAUGAGUCUGCUAUGUUAUUGGCAAAAAAUUUCUACCCAGAUGAUGAGAAAAACAAAGACACUGAAGAACAAACCAAAAUUCGAGAAGAAGCGGACAAAAUCACUAAUGAACUAAGAGAAAACUCGAUCAUUUCCCAUCUUAAAUGA
Molecule: messenger RNA, 1269 nt
Organism: Parnassius apollo (apollo)
Lineage: Eukaryota; Metazoa; Arthropoda; Insecta; Lepidoptera; Papilionidae
Source: the annotation of a GenBank genome assembly